AUGCCUAACACAAUGCGUGCUGUUGAUAUUCGGGACACGUCAGGACCUGCGGAGUCCCUCUACAUCACUGAUGUCCCCAGGCCUGUGCUCAAAGAGGGCCAGGCACUGGUCCGAGUCAAGGCCUUCGGCAUCAACCGCGCGGAUGUUAUGCAGCGUGAUGGCGAAUAUCCUGUUCCACCAUGGGCUCCGAAUAUCUUGGGCUUGGAGUUUUCCGGUAUCAUCGAGGAGCUAGGGGAGAAUAGUGAGCCGUCCUUCAAGAUUGGCGAUGAAGUCUUUGCUUUAGCAUAUGGAGGAGCAUACGCCGAAUACGUCGCUGUCUCGACUCAUAUGCUGAUCCACAAGCCAUCUCAAUUAUCCUGGGAGGAAGCUGCAGGAAUUCCCGAGACGUGGCUCACGGCAACAAAAGUGAUGUAUACAAUUGGGGAAUUUACCCCUGGCAAAUCGAUCCUCUGGCACGCUGGAGCUUCUGGCGUUUCCAUCAGCGGCAUUCAGUUUGCGCUUGGAGCUGGUGCUUCGGCUGUUUACGCAACGGCACGAUCUCAAGAAAAGUGUGACUUCAUUGUCGAUACUUUGGGAGCCACUGCAGCUUUCAACACGACCGAUCCCGAUUGGGUUGACCAGGUGAUCAAGGCAACCGGUGGCAAAGGCGUUGACAUAAUCGCCGACCUGAUUGGCCCCGAUGUCUUCGCCGGAAACUUGAAGAUUGCGGCAAAAGAUGCAAGAGUUGUCCUCGUUGGAUUGAUGAGCGGAUUCAUCUUCGACAAGGAGUUCGACAUGGGGCUGCUUGCGUUCAAGCGAAUUAGAUACGAAGGCUCAACUUUGAGAAGCCGAGAUGAAGAGUUCCAGCGGAAGCUCAGGGACACUUUCGUAUCGGAAGCCCUUCCCAAGUUCUUGACUGGGGACUUCAAAGUGUUCAUUGAGAGAGUUCUGCCAUGGGAAGAAGUCGUUGAAGCGCACAAGUUGAUGGAGACGAAUCAGAUCAUGGGCAAGAUUAUCUGCACAAUCAACUAG
Trichoderma citrinoviride is the source of this 1011-nucleotide messenger RNA. RefSeq names its product quinone oxidoreductase putative. The transcript has 4 exons. Gene Ontology annotation, molecular function: oxidoreductase activity. The record is from RefSeq and is a predicted model, not a curated record. NCBI's taxonomy places the organism in Eukaryota, Fungi, Ascomycota, Sordariomycetes, Hypocreales, Hypocreaceae. The coding region runs from base 1 to 1011 and encodes 336 amino acids.